This is a messenger RNA of Lampris incognitus (smalleye Pacific opah), 2884 nucleotides long. Its product is annotated as core histone macro-H2A.1. The transcript is spliced from 9 exons. The coding region runs from base 106 to 1206 and encodes 366 amino acids. Gene Ontology annotation, cellular component: nucleosome. The record is from RefSeq and is a predicted model, not a curated record. NCBI's taxonomy places the organism in Eukaryota, Metazoa, Chordata, Actinopteri, Lampriformes, Lampridae. Gene Ontology annotation, molecular function: protein heterodimerization activity; DNA binding; structural constituent of chromatin.
GAGUCGACGACACUGCUCAGGCUUGUUACCGGGGGCUGCCAGCGGACCGUACAAACACUACCCGUUCCCCCGAUCUAGCCUGACACUGGUAGCGGUAGCGACACCAUGUCCAGCCGAGGAGGGAAGAAGAAGACAACCAAGACCUCCAGGUCCACCAAGGCUGGGGUAAUCUUCCCUGUGGGUCGCAUGCUGCGUUACAUCAAGAGGGGCCUACCCAAGUACCGCAUCGGGGUGGGAGCACCUGUCUACAUGGCUGCUGUCCUCGAGUACCUCACUGCUGAAAUUUUGGAGUUGGCAGGAAAUGCAGCCAGGGACAACAAAAAAGGUCGCGUCACACCACGUCACAUUCUGCUGGCCAUCGCUAACGAUGAGGAACUGAAUCAGUUGCUGAAGGGUGUGACUAUUGCAGCAGGUGGAGUCUUGCCCAACAUCCACCCAGAGCUGCUAGCCAAGAAGAGAGGGGCAAAGGGAAAAUUGGAGACGCCCAUCACACCCGCCCCUGAGAAAAAGCCCAAAACUGCCAAGAAACCAGUGACUAAGAAACUCAGCGGGAAGAAGGGAGGAGGGAAGGCUAAGAAACAGAGUGAGGUAAGCAAAGCCGCAUCAGCAGACAGCACCACAGAGGGAAGUCCAGGUGAUAGCUUCACUGUACUUUCCACCAAGAGCCUGUUCCUGGGCCAGAAGUUGCAAGUUGUCCAAGCCGAUAUUUCCAUCGUUGAGAGCGACGCUGUCAUUCACCCGACCAACUCUUCACUCUAUACAGGUGGUGAAGUAGGAAGCGCUCUUGAAAAGAAGGGCGGGAAGGAAUUCACUGAGGCUAUCCAGGAGCUCAAGAAGAAAAAUGGUCCUCUAGAGGUGGCUGGUGCGGUCCUGACAGCCGGCUACGGUCUGCCCGCCAAGUAUGUCAUCCACUGCAACAGUCCAGGCUGGGGCUCCGACAAGUGUGAGGAGAUGCUGGACAAGACGGUGAAGAACUGUUUGGCCCUGGCAGAUGAGAAGAAGCUCAAGUCUGUUGCCUUUCCCUCCAUUGGUAGCGGGAGGAAUGGCUUCCCUAAGCAGACAGCUGCCCAGCUGAUUCUCAAGGCUAUCUCCACUUACUUCGUGGCCACCAUGUCUUCUACCAUCAAGACCGUCUACUUUGUGCUGUUCGACAGCGAGAGCAUCGGCAUCUACGUGCAGGAAAUGGCCAAACUGGAAACCAGCUAAAAGAAAAGAGGAAAUUGAUCUCCUCCAUUCCCUCGAACCAACCUCACUUUCCACCUCAAUCCCCACACACACGCGCGCACGCAUGCACGCACACACACACACACACACACACACACACACACACACACACACACACACACACACACACACACACACACACACACACACACACACACACAGCUACACACACACACACACACACACACACACACACACACACUUGACACGACACAAGCCCACACGCAGACAUACACACGCAUCUCACUUUCUCUCUCUCAAACCCCCUGCCAUUUUAGAGGCUUGUUUGGGGAUUUUGUUUUUCUUGGUUUAAUUUUACUUUGUUUGAUUUCCACAAGAAAAUUGCAAAAAAAAAAAAAAAAAAAAAUCUUAAUCGAGGCCAGGAAUUUGUGUUGCAUUAUCUUUGUAUUUUUCUGAUAUUUGCUUAUAUUUUGCUUUUCCUUGUCAACUCUGGUGUGAAUACAAAAAAAAAAAAAAAAAAAAAAGCACUGUUCCUUCUUGCAGUCCUUUGAUACAAAAAGUCACAUUGAAGCAAUUGAGUGAGAUGUGGAGCUUUUAAAAAAAAAUAAAAUCUAACUUUUAUGAUCCGACCGAUGCUACGAGAUAGCUAGUCCUCAGUUACAAGGCUUCUGGAGCAAGUCAUAUUAAUACGGGUCAAUGCAUGUCAUAAAUAAUAAACAGAGCUGUCCUCGUUGUUUUUGAACUCAAAAACACCAGACCAUUCUGGGGUGUUUUUUUGUUUUUUGUUUUUUUUUUCCUGUGCAGUUGUUGGUAUAAAUUCUGCUCUUUGUAACAUUUGUUGAUAGUAAUGUUUAAUGAAAAGUUAAAGAAAGUUUAAAAAGUGAAGAGUUUGGUGUGUGGGAGAUUAAUAUAAAUCAACAACAGAAGGGUUUUUGUUUGUGUUUUGUGUUGCAAAUUCCUGAUGGUUUCUGCCUUUUGUUUACACAAGCAGAAAUUUUUCUUUUCAUUGUGUGCUGCAGAGACCUUGAAUAUCCAAAAGAAAAUUAUUAUUUUAUACAACUCGACAAUUUACACAUGACCAAAAAAAAAAAAAAAAAAAAAAACAAAACAAAGCUAUAGCCAUGCGCUUACGUCACAGUCACAUGGUCCUACAAUCAUAAAAAAAAACCCAUCUACAUCUUGUUGCAAAGUUAUGGAAAAUAAAUAUGCGAAGUUUCAAAAUAACCUAUUUGGAAAUUUAAAAAGGUUUUUGCAGGACAGCGAUCGUCUAUACUGUGUGUCCCUGUCUGUGUAUGUAUGGAGUAUUUGUGAAAUAAUGUAGUUAACUAUUGGACUGUAACAUAGACUUCUAUUUUCUGUUUUAAUUAUCUCACUGAUCCUCGAGGCACAAGCAAUUCUAAAUAUUUAAAUUUGGAUUUUUUUUCUCUCGUGAGGUUGUUUUCGUUGUCCUUGUUAAGAUAUAAAAUUGUGAUUAAUUCUGAUUUAGGGAGCGGUGCCGUGACGUUGCCCUAGUGUCUUUCACUCAGCCGCCACUAGAUGGCGACCUGUAACCAACCAUUGGGAGUUUUCCUGAGACCCAUUUUCUGUGCAGGUGAGGUCUCCACCGACGUUUGAUUUGAGUCGAAUUUGAAUUGGGAUCACAAUGGACACACGCACGGAGAGAGAGAGCCGACUGCUCUGUUGCAUUUGGACUUUUCAA